Molecule: messenger RNA, 2079 nt
Organism: Mucor mucedo
Lineage: Eukaryota; Fungi; Mucoromycota; Mucoromycetes; Mucorales; Mucoraceae
Exons: 3
Coding region: 26-1900 (624 amino acids)
Biological process (GO): regulation of transcription by RNA polymerase II
Cellular component (GO): nucleus
Molecular function (GO): RNA polymerase II cis-regulatory region sequence-specific DNA binding; DNA-binding transcription factor activity, RNA polymerase II-specific
Source: RefSeq, a predicted model, not a curated record
ACAGCAGCAACAACAGCAACAGCAAAUGUCACAACAGCAUCAAAUGCUAGACAUGUUGGGCUCUCAACCCAAUAUUGAUCACCAUCCCAUUGUACCUUCCCAACGCACCUUGGAUCAGCAUCAAUGUAACCUAGAGGAAGAGCAAGAGAGAGUCGCUGCUGCUGCGCAGCACGUCAUGGCCCAACAAAUCGCCCAGCAGUUCGCCAUCUUGCAUCAACAUCAAGUCCCUUCUCAGUCCAAUAACGGCAAUACGAAUGAGCACAUGAUGACGGGAGCAAGACAAAUGCUGACGGUGAAUACCGAUUUGAUCCAAUCACCCACCACUUCACAAGAUACGCCUCAUGUUGUUUUAUCUCAAAUGUCGAGUCUGAGUAGUCCUACUACCCCUUCUGCCUCAUCGAGUCCUGUGCAUCAAGUUAAGAGUGAUAAUAUCUCUUUACAUAAUGCCAUUGUACAACAACAAUUCCAUCAGCAGCAGCAGCAGCAGCAGCAACAACAACAGCAGCAGCAACAGCAAAUGGUAUUUAUUGAUGAAUCUUCCAUGCGAGGUACAAAACGUGUAGUGAAUGAAGAAGGCGCGUUAAGUCGUAUCAAGAAAUCAAGACGACACACAGUAUCUAGUUCAUUUCCUCCUUUAUUAAACAUUGAGACCAAGAAUUUGAUCAUGUCUAAUACACCAAGGUCUGCAGCAGCCAUCGAUCCUUGUUAUUAUGGAGAAGAGGAUAGAAAGAGACUACAACAACAAAAGUUGGGUUUGAUUGCAUUGCCUCCACCUCCAACUCCUCAAGAAUUAGGCUUGCAACCCAAGGGAACCACAGCCAAGGAUUAUGAGAAUAUGACACGCGAACAAUUGAUCUCGCGUUUGAUCCAUUUGGAAAGUGCUAAAUUGGUGGUGACGGCGGGUAGUAAAGACAAGGAAGAGGAUGAAGAAGACAGGGAAGAGGAUGUUUCUCCUAGUAUAUUAAGUGGAGCAGCUGUCAUACCCUUGAUGGAUGAAGAUAAAUCCACCAUGGAUGAAGAGGAAGAUGACGAAGAAGAAGAAGUCUCGCCUUUAUUAUUGACGACGGCUACAGAGGAACCCUCCAAGAUACACAUUCAGUGUAAAUGGAAGGGCUGUGGACACUUGUUUUUUGAAUUGCAAAAAUUGAUUGCUCACAUCAAUGAGACUCAUGUCGGUAGCGGCAAGCCUACGUAUUGCUGCGAAUGGGAUAAUUGCCAGCGUAAUCAAAAACCGUUUACAAAGCGACACAAAAUGUACAACCAUCUUCGAACGCAUACAGGAGAACGUCCGUUUGUAUGCUCUAAAUCGGGAUGUGGUAAGCGAUUUUCGCGACCUGAUUCAUUGACGACGCACAUCAAGACACAUUCGAAUGUUCGACCCUUUAUCUGUAUUGCCAAGGGAUGCGGUAAAGCGUAUUAUCACUCGAGAUCGUUAAAGAAGCAUGAAAAGACACAUGAAGUGACGACGCCCGUGUUAUCUACGCCCAAUAGUGUGAUUCAGUAUUCAGCAGCCAAUCAUAAUAGCUCAACAACAGGAGGGUUAAAUAGCAAUACAACACCUUUUAAUAAUGGGAAUCAACAGGUGGAUUAUUUAAAUAGUCAAAUGUUGCAUCCGAUUCAUAGUCAGUCGUUGCCCAAUACGCCUCAUCCUUCGUUAAGUCAAAGUAACUUUACUCAUGUCAAGGUUUAUACCCCUUCCAACAAUAUGUUGUCAUUUCCUCCAGCAGGUAUGGUCGAUCCACAACAGCAACAGCAACAGCAGCAACAACAACAACAGCAACAACAACAACAACAACAACAACAACAACAACAAAAUAACGAGCCCAUGAUGACGCCACAACAACACUUGUACGAUUCUGCGAAUCAGCAACAACAAAAUUUUGAGUAUAAAUUGGCAUAGAUAAAUCUGGGUUAAAAAAAAAAUGUGAUGACAAGCGGUGCUUGGAACAUGCAACAACAAUAACAACAACAACAAAAAAGCCACUUUUUUCUUUUUCUGUAAUUUUUGACUUGCUUUCCUUUUUUUUUGUUUUUUAAAAAAAAAAUUAAAGCAGAACUUUAUCCCCAUAUAUAUUCAUA